Molecule: messenger RNA, 3951 nt
Organism: Prunus mume (Japanese apricot)
Lineage: Eukaryota; Viridiplantae; Streptophyta; Magnoliopsida; Rosales; Rosaceae
Source: RefSeq, a predicted model, not a curated record
AUGGAGAUCUUCACCGGAAUUAUUUCUAAAAUAAUUGAGUACGCAGUUGAACCAGUUGGGAGGCAAAUGGGUUAUCUAAUUAACUACAAAAGCAACCUUGAAAGUCUGAGGAGCCAAUUGAAGAACUUAGAUGCUGCCAAAGACCGGAUGAAGCAUAGGGUUGAUGAAGUUGAAAGAAAUGGUAAAGGAGUAGAAACUGAUGUCCAGAACUGGAGAAAAGAAGCAGAUGGGAUCACUCAAGAGGCAGAAAAGAUUUUGGGAAAUGAAGGCCAAGCAAAGACAAAGUGUUUCCGUGGAGUAUGUCCUAAUCUGGUUUCGUAUCAUCAGUUUAGCAGGAAAUCAGCAAAAUUGGCAAAAAAGAUUGAGCUACAUGCAAAAGAAGAGUUUCCCAGUGUUUCUUACGAAGCUCCAGUAGAAGAUAUAUGUGCCAUACCCUCUCAAGAAUACACGGCCUUUGAAUCAAGGACUUCAAUGCUGAAGCAAAUCAUGGAGGAACUGAAAAAUUCUGAUACCAACAUGAUUGGGGUGUACGGAUUGGGGGGUGUUGGAAAGACAACACUCGCCAAAGAAGUUUUCAGACAAGCUAAUAAAGAAAAGUUAUUUGAUGAUGUGGUUAUAAUACUUGAUGUAAAAGGAAAAAACGACAUGGAAAUUCAAAAAGAAAUUGCUGAAAAGUUAGGCAUGGAAGUGAAGGAACCUCAAAGUAUGGCAGUAAGGGCAAAUUGUUUAUGGCGCAGGAUAAAAGACAAGAACACUCUUGUAAUUUUAGAUGAUGUUUCGAGAAGAAUUGAUUUGGAGGCUGUGGGACUUGUCCAUGUCCGGACUUGUAAUUUAUUGUUGACAUCUAGAGAUAAGGAAGUUUUAUUUUCUGAGAUGGGUACGCAAAAGAAUUUUCCGCUUGACCUUUUAUGUGAACAAGAAAGUAUGAGUUUGUUUGAGAAGAGGGCAGGUGCUGUUAUUAAAGAUGACCGUAUACAGAGAGUAGCAAACGAAUUGGCAAAAAAAUGCGGAGGUUUGCCUAUUUUAGUUGUUGCAGUUGCAAGAGGUUUAAGAGAGAGUUCUUUAGAAGAAUGGAAAGAUACCUUGAGGCGCUUCAAAAAUUUUGAGCAAAAAGAAUUCACAUAUAAAGCAUUCUUCAUAAUAGAGUGGAGUUACAAUCAAUUGGAUAGCAAGGAGCUUAGGCCGUUGUUCUUGCUAUGUGGAAUAAUGGCACAAAGUAACAAUGGUUGCUUUCUCUCUGACUUGUUGAAAUAUACUAUAGGUUUGAGUUUGUUUAAAAAUGUUCGCACAGUGGAUGAGGCACGGAAUGCAUUGCUGUCGUUGGUUAAAAAACUAAAAGAUUCUUGUCUGUUGCUUGAUGGUUAUGACGAUGGAAUUGUUAGAAUGCAUGAUGUUGUGCGAGAUGUUGCUGUCCGAAUUGCAUCUAGAGAUCAACAUGUCUUCUCAAGAGAUUAUUAUACAGAGUUGGAUGAAAGUCCAAGUAAAGACUGCUCUCUAAUCUCUCUCCGACGCUGUACUAUCCCCAAGCUUCCCGAAGUACCUUGGGAAUGCCCAAAACUGAAUUUUUUUCUCUUGGGGAGUCGUGAGAGAGACUACUCGCUUGAAAUCCCUAGCAACUUUUUUGAAGAGAUGAAGGAACUCAAAGUGUUGGAUGUAACCGGACUGUGUAUUCCAUCACCACCUCCAUCUCUUCAAUUCCUAACAAAUCUUCAAACUUUGUGUUUAGAUCAGUGCGUGUUGGGGCACAUAGCUCUAGUUGGACAGCUAACAAACUUGAAAAUUCUUAGCCUUUUAAAAUCUAAGGUGAAAGAGUUGCCCAAAGAAAUAGGGCAAUUGACUCGUCUACAAUUGUUGGAUUUGACUGGUUGCUCUGCACUUGUACUGAUCUCACCUGGCGUUAUAUCAAGCUUGACAAGUCUAGAAGACUUGAGAAUGGGAAGCUUUAAGGAAUGGGAAGGAGAUUUAAAUGAUGGAAGAAAUAAUGCGAGCGUGUCAGAGCUGAAACAAUUGCGUCAACUAACUGCAUUAGAGAUACAUAUUCCAGAUGCUAAGCUUCUUCCAGCAAACAUGUUCUUGGAUAUAAGGUUAGAAAGAUACACCAUACUUAUUGGUGAUUGUUGGCUAUUUCCUGAUAUUGACGAAACGUCCUCUAACAUGUUAAAACUCAAGCUCACUACGAACAGUCAAUUCGAUGAAGGUAUAAAAUUGCUGCUAAAGAGAUGUGAAGAUUUGGACUUGGAUGGGAUGGAGGCUGCAAAUAUUAUUUCCUAUAUAUUAGAAAGUGACAGUGGUAAACAACUGAAGAAUCUCCAUGUCCAAAACAAUGAUGAAGUUACAGCUGUCAUUAACUCGAGGCAUGCCUUCCCCAUCUUGGAGUCACUAUCUCGUGACAACCUCAUACCUCAGCCUUUUCAAGAGUUACGAUCUUUGACUUUGCGGAAUCUGCCAAAGCUUAUUGGUUUCUCCUCCAAAGGCAGCACGUCAGUUGUAAGUACAGAGGCCGAAGAAAUCAUUUUGGAGAAUGAAAUUGGUGGACCCACGAAACUUUUCAUGAAUGGGAAGGUUCUGAUGCCCAACUUAACACACUUGAUCUUGCAUCAAUGUGAUGGUUUAAGAUUCUUGUUUUCAUUUUCCAUGGCUACAAGUCUUGUCCAACUCACACAUCUUGAGAUAGCUAGUUGUCAAAUCAUGGAAGAGAUAUAUGACACAUCAACUACUCAAUUGAAAACUUUUGAGUGCCCAAAUAUGGAUUAUGUGGUGAUGGAUUCGUGUGAGAGUUUGAAAAAUAUCUUUCCAGCCUCAGUGGCCAAAGGUCUUCAGCAGUUAAGGGAGUUGAUUGUGCGCAAAUGUGGAAUAUUGGAGGAAAUUGUUGCCAAAGGAGUAGAAACGACACCUGAGUUUGUGUUCUCUAAAGUAACACUUGUGCAAUUUCUAUAUCUGCCCCAAUUGAGGAGUUUCUAUCCGGGGCUGCAUGUUUCCAAGUGGCCAUCACUCAAAACAUUGGUAUUCUUUGAAUGUGGUAAAGUGGAGAUUUUUGCAUCCGAAUAUUCAAGAUUCCAAGAAAGACUUUAUUCGGGCCUUUUUUGUACAUCAAUCAAACAACCUUUCUUGUUAGUUGACAAGGGUAAUCCAUUCCCCAACUUGGAAGUAUUGCACUUGGACGAGAACACGAAGAUUUGGUAUGAAGCGCAUGGUCCACUCCCAGCAGAGUUGUUUAUCAAUCUAAAAGAGAUUGCAUUUUCUUGUGCACACCCCCAGUCAUUUCAUUUCCUUGAGAAAUUACAUAAUCUUGAAGCGCUCUAUGUUUAUAAUGGUCCUUGGAAAGAAAUAUCUGUGUAUGAAGGAACUAGUAGUGGGGAAGUAGAUGCAGUUGGGACGACCUUCCCACACAUAAAGAAUUUGAUUCUCAGCAGGAUGCAGGAGCUAAUGCAUCUAGGGAAUGACAACUCCGAAUCAAUUUUCCCAAACUUGGAAAUUCUGAAGGUGUACAGCUGUGCAAGAUUAAAGAAUCUAACUUUAUCCACAAUAUCAUUUCGGAAUCUAACCACUUUACACGUAGUAAAUUGUGAGGGACUGAAAUACUUAACAACUUAUUCGGUGGCUAAAUGUUUACACCAACUCAAAAGCUUGGAAGUUGAGAAUUGUGAAAGCAUGAUAGAGAUAGUGGCAAGCAACGAAGAUGAAGAUUCAGGAAAUUAUUACGAGAUUGCUUUCAGCUGCUUGCAACAUUUGAAACUUUAUUAUCUACCAAGUUUGCGAGACUUCUGCUCAUCAGGAAAUUGCAUUGUCAGAGUCCCAUCCUUAAACUCUUUAAUCAUCGAGGAAUGCCUGAUUGAGUUGAAGAUUUCCCCUGAUGGGUUAUUGAUCCAAAGUGGUUCAAGACCAGAAAGACAACAAAUAACAGAGGAAGUAGAAGAAAAAAAAGAAGAUGAUGGCAAUGAUACGGUAUAA